AAAAUUGGGAAACAGAUACUAGAAGAUCCUGUGAUCUCUAUGUACCAGAGAUGUGCGCUAAGAGAGCUGCUUCCUGGUAAACCUUAAACUAAACUAUGCAGAGAUGGGUUAGUUUCCUUACUACCCAAGACUCGUGUAAUAACGUUAGUAUGGCUACUUUUGUGCUUUUAUUUGCAAUUGUCAAACUGAUUUAGAACCCAAAUGUGUCGAUAAUUAACUAUGUUUACAUAUUCAACUGCUGCAGAUAAUGGCUCGAGAGUCCGUAAGCAGCAGGCGACCGGUGCUGGUGGUAGUUGUGCUGGUGAUGGUGGUAGUUGUGGUGAUAGGGGCUCCUGCUGGUGCCAAUGUUGUCCCUCUGUCCCAACACUCAGGUAUUCCAAUGGACUUGCUGUCGGUGGCAGGUGGUGCAGUGGGCGCGGUGCUGGAGGCUGCCUCUCAACCCACCUGCUCUCUCAUCCUCCUCUCAGAUGGCACCGCCUCACCAUCCACCAUCUUCAAGGGUAUGAGUACGUGGCGAGGGUGUCCCUGGGGCGUGGGGGUGCUGGAGGCGCGGGCGGACGGUCUGGACCCCAACAGGACGAGCACCUUCCUCUCCCAGCUGGUCCUCCAGGCCCGACGGGUGCGACUGGGGUCAUGGUGUGUGUGGGUGGUGGUAGUCAGUCUUGACACCACCUUCCUCGCCGCCUUCGCUGAGAGGUCCCUCAAGGGGCGCCUCCUGGCGUGGGACACCAAGCUGCUGGUGGUGACUCGUCUCCCCCUGACACAGCUCCACGCCCUCCUCUCCUCCCACUGGACCUUCUCCAUGAUGGCCGCCAUCAUCCUCAACCUGGAGCCCACCUUCAACCACCUCAGGUUCGGGGUGUUCACCUAUCUGCCAUAUACCUCCAGGGGAGCCCAGGUGGUGAAGGUAGCCUCGUGGACGGCCGCACGCGGCCUCCUCAUCCAAGACGGUCUUUCCUUCUUCAUACCAAAGUUUUCCAACUUUUACGGAGCCACAGUAAACGUCACUGCCUUGCCGUUCGCACCCUUCUGGGACGAGCUGAAGGGCCCUGGCAACGCUACUGUCUACACUGGCUCAGACUACCUCAUGCUGAUGGCAGUUGCGGGCGCACUCAACUUUACCAUCAAUGUCGUUCCUACUGAUUCGUGGACGGAGGUAACUCAACGCGUGGAGGAGCGCGUGUCGUUCAUGGCCACGGUGUACCACAACAUGCUGCCGGAGCGCCUCCAGCGCUUCGACUACUCCUGGGUGUACGAGUACGGCUCCCUGGACUUCAGUAUGGCUCAGCCGGGCUUGAAGCAACAGUGGCAGGGCCUCUACUACCCGCUGUCGGACGUGGUGUGGGUCUCUGUGCUCCUGGCUCUGCUCGCAGCUCCCAUCGUCUUGAUUAUGAUUAUUCGUACGAGCGAGCGUAGAGGCGGCGUGGACCGGACGGAUGGCAGCGUUGUGGUUCACCAGCUGACGGGGAUGUUGCUGGGUCAGAACCUGCCACGACGACUGCCCACCACCAGCUCCUGUCGUAUACUGGUGAUGGUGUGGCUGGUGUUCGGUCUUAUCAUAGGGACGGUUUACCGUGGCAACCUCACCGCCUUCCUCAUGCUGCCUAAGUACCCGCCCCGAGCUGAGACGCUCCAGCAGCUUGUUACUGCUGCAGACAGGAUAACGAUGCCACCAUACGGAGCAGAGUUUAAACAUUUCUUCAGCAAGUCCGAUUCGAAAGUAUUCCAGAGAUUAGCAGAACUAAUUAACAUCGUUCCUUCUAUAGAAGUUGGACUACGACAAGCCAUUGAAAACAAACAGGCACACUUGGAAAACCGACGCUACCAGCAACUGAGGAUAGCAGAGACGUACACCCGGCCGGAUGGGAGUUCCAAGCUGUACAUUGGAAGAGAGAGUGUUCUUCCUGGACAAGCAGCUUGGCCCAUACCACACGACGCUCCCUACAAGGCCGUCCUCGAUCGCUGCCUCAUGGCUGUCAUUGAGGCAGGACUUUACGAGAAAUGGAGCAAGGACUUACUAAUCCAAGCCCAGAUGGAUAGCCGCACCAGAAAACAACAGCAACGAGAGCAGCAACGGACACAAGAAAACGAAGAGACAGACUCGAAGAGCACCAUCCAAUCUUUGACCAUCAUACACCUUCAGGGAGCCUUCAUGUUGCUUGUCCUGGGCCUGGCAGCCUCUGGGCUCACCUUCGUUAUGGAGAUCCUGCUCCAAGCAAAACUUAGAACUUCUGUAACAGUUUCUGGCAUUGCUGUUGGGCCUUCAGAUCUUGAUCUUGAGAAUGAAGUUGUGGUCAGUAAAUUAAAUGGCUGA
Procambarus clarkii (red swamp crayfish) is the source of this 2314-nucleotide messenger RNA. NCBI's taxonomy places the organism in Eukaryota, Metazoa, Arthropoda, Malacostraca, Decapoda, Cambaridae. The record is from RefSeq and is a predicted model, not a curated record.